AACGGCGCUGGGCCGCGCCGGCCGCGCAGGUGAGGCCGCGCUCGCAGCCCCGCGGUCCCGCAGCCCCGCGGUCCCGCUCAGCGCCGCUGGCCGAGCGGGGACAAGGGCGGCGGACCGGCGUGGCGGGGCUGCUUCGGGUGCGCGGUCCUGCACACCCUCGGGCUGUGGCCGCGGGCACACCCCGGGCUGGGGGUGGGUUUCGAAGUGGCUCCCGGCGGAGGCGCCGGCCAGGCGGGGGUUCUGUCCUGCGGAGGUCGUGGUUUGGGCCACCUGCGCGUUCCUUUGUGAGGGUUGGUGGUCUGACUCGGUGCUUUAGCCAGCAGCUCUAUUCCUCUAGGCCAAGAAGUGACUCCUGCUGCUGAAGAGAGGAACACAGAGCCCUGUUUCUGUCAGCUGGCUGUGCCACAGCACUUUGGUGAACUCCAGGUAGCCUCUCCGCCCCUUCCUGGAGUCUCUGUGGAAGGACCAUGGAAGAAACUGAGGAGGAAAAAAAGGACGAGGCUGAUUAUAAAAGGCUUCACAGUUUUCCUCUGAUUAGGCACUCGGACAUGCCGGAGGAGAUGCGCAUAGAGACCAUGGAGCUGUGCGUCACGGCGUGUGAGAAGCAUGCCACCAACAAUGAGAGUGCUGCAAAGAUGAUCAAAGAGACGAUGGACAAGAAAUUUGGGUCCUCCUGGCAUGUGGUGAUUGGGGAAGGUUUUGGCUUUGAGAUCACUCAUGAGGUGAAGAACCUGCUGUACAUGUUCUUUGGUGGCAGCCUGGCUGUGUGUGUCUGGAAGUGCUCCUGACCCCUGGCUGGGUCCCAGACUUGCUGAAUACAAGAGAUUUCUUCCUGCUCUUGACAAGUUUUGUAUGAUCUGGAGGUGGGGCUUUAUUUUUAAUACUUAAAUGUCAAGAUUUCUUUUUUUCAUACUGACGUAACAAUUCUGUGGGAUACAUAAAGUUGGUGCAUGUGUGUGUAUAAACUUGCUAAACUGUCCUGUUCUUGCUUGUGGGAUUUCUCAUCUGUCUGUGGCUCUUUCCUUGGUGUUUGAGCUGGAGCAGGAGGGAAGUGAGGAAUAGGUAAUCUCUCAACACACUGCACAGCACCGCUAGCAGGGGAGAGCAAAAGUAAAAAGGUGCCAUCUAGCCCUACAUUUUUUUUUUUAAUUCCCAUUUAUUCCACAUAGUUUUCCUCUCUCCUCUGCUUUCUCUGCUAUCAUGCAGUAUGGCUCUGACCAGCACCUGUCUUUUCCUCUCUCUGGAUGCUGCUUAUUCUUCUUCCCUUCUGAGAUGUCUGUGCAGAGCUGAUAGCACCAAGGGUCUCCCUUCAGGCUGUCUGUGGAGGUGUGAGCCACAGGGAAGCAGUCCCAGAUUGCCCUUCCCUGCUGUUUUGGGAGGGUACAACAGCUGAGCUGCCUGGGUGUAGGAGGUUGCUAUGCAAACUGCCCCCUCCUUUCUCACCCACAGCACACAGAGACAGCAUGAAAACACAGGCGGCUGACGACGCCUGGGGAGUGGGUGAGAGCUCUUUUUAAGGCUCAAAUGCCUCCCUGUCAGUUCCUGGGGGUGUUGCAAGUGCUGUGUACUUUCAGCAUCUUGUUUGGAGGUUGACAGAGGAAGGAGGCUCCAUGUGAAAUAUAACUUGGUCAUCAGAAACCUAAUGUCUUUUCUGGACUUGCAUUCUUUUAGCCUGUUUCAUUUUUUAAAGCUGUUGGUGUUGGAGGAUCGAAUGAGCGUAACUAUGUUACGUGUAUGGCUUAUUUAUAAAACCUGGGGAACUGUGUUUUUACAAUAAAAGUUUAGUAAAAUGUC
Oenanthe melanoleuca is the source of this 1794-nucleotide messenger RNA. It is a transcript of the gene DNAL4, whose product is annotated as dynein axonemal light chain 4. The transcript is spliced from 4 exons. Gene Ontology annotation, cellular component: dynein complex. The record is from RefSeq and is a predicted model, not a curated record. The coding region runs from base 468 to 788 and encodes 106 amino acids. Gene Ontology annotation, biological process: microtubule-based process. Gene Ontology annotation, molecular function: dynein intermediate chain binding; dynein light intermediate chain binding. Lineage: Eukaryota; Metazoa; Chordata; Aves; Passeriformes; Muscicapidae.